ACUACUCUGGGGACGGAUCUUUUUGAGUGCUGAUGGAAGAGCGUGGGAAGUAAGAGAACUGUAUCUCACAGUACUCGGAUCCCAAGGCUGGGCUUUCCCUGCACUCUCUCUCCGCUCUGAAAUCAACUGACAGAGUGUUGAAGUAAUCAGAGCAGACCCGGCACUGCCUAGAGCCUCGUCUCUCAAAACCAUUCUGAGAGCCUGCCGUUGGGUUUCCAGCCUCACUGUUCUCUGAAUCAACUCAUUCACAGUUCUUGGACAUUCUGGACUCAAGGAGCAAAGACAUGACACAGGCUGAAUCCAGAACUGGAGACAUCAGAGGAAAAGUUUUAGUCCAGAGUCUGGAUCUGUCACAUUUUUAACAGGGGCAGUUAAGGAGUGGGAAAAUGCUGGGCUGGGCACUAUGACCGUCUGCGUGGUGCCCGUGGAAUGUGCUGUGCUCAGCCACACAUCCACCGUGAGCCCCUCUCACCCACUACCUGGACGUCACACAUUUUCAGCUUGAGGAAAUCGCUUCAGAACUGCAUGACACACCAUAGCACACCAGUGAAAGGGUGAGUAAAGGUUUUUGUUUGUUCUGAGAUGAAUGAAACAGAAUGCACUCUCACAAUGCACUUUUCUUGAUCAAUUCAUGAGAUUCAUCACCCUUUAAAGGACAACAAAAGAUAGGAGUAAUGUUCAUUCCCUUUCUAAUUUCCAAGCUGUCAAAUGGUUUGCAUAGAUAAGAAAAAAAAUCAAUGAAUUCAGACAAAACAGUCCAGAUAAUUGGCUAAAUUUCUACCUUACAGCGGUUAUGUGCUGUUUUUAUGCAUUCUUGGAACAGCAACAUCCAUGCCAAAGGGUGUUUCUGCAGAGGUGAAGUCAAAAAACAAUUAGCCUUUUAACAUCGCUUCAAAGUCACUUCCCCCUCCAAAACACUUACUGGUUGAGGGUGCACUAAAACAUAAACAUCCCAAAUGAGGAUAGGGCAGGAAAAAAUUGCAGUCACCAGACCCCGUGCCUCAUCUGUCAGACCGUCACGCUCGUUCACUUCUCAUUCUGUUUUUAUCGCAGCCUUGCGGAGCCAGUGCGGAGGAAUUAUCUGCUGUCAGGUCCUGCGCCGGGCUGAUAGGGAAACGCAAGGUGAGAGGGACGGCCGCAGGGGGAAGAGACCGAUGAUGCCGUCUUCCACCAUGCAAAUGUUUGCCUUCAUUCUGGCGGUACUGGGAGUCGUGAGUGCCACAGUGGCCACACUGCUACCCAACUGGAAAGUGAGUGCAGAUGUGGGCCACAACAUCAUGACUGCCAUCUCGCAGAUGCAGGGACUGUGGAUGGACUGCACCUGGUACAGCACCGGAGUCUUCAGCUGCUCGCUUAAGUACUCUGUGCUGGCGUUGCCGGCUUAUCUCCAGACUGCACGUACCACUAUGGUGCUUUCCUGCAUGGUGGCGACAAUGGGACUCUGUCUGGCCGCCCUAGGGUUGAAAUGUACUCGCUGGGGUGGCAGUUAUCGCUCUAAGGGACAUACAGCGAUUUCUGCAGGGGCUUGCUUCGUCAUAGCAGGGGUCCUGUGUCUGGUGCCUGCAUCCUGGUUCACCAAUGAGGUCAUCACUACGUUUAUGGACUCCAAAGUGCCCAAAAGCAGCAAGUAUGAGCCAGGCGCAGCGGUGUAUGUGGCAUUUCUGUCGGCAGGAUUCCUUUUAGCUGCAGGCGUAAUCUUUUGCUUAUCGUGUCCUGGUAGAAGAGGCGGUCCAUUGGAUUCAGGCUCGUCCCACCCCGACAAGCCAAAGCAGCAGAAGCUGCGCCAAGAGCAGCCGACCCACGACCAACAAAAACAGCAGCUCCGCGAACAGCAGAGUCAGACUGAACCGCCAGAACAAGAGCAGUCGCAUCAAGAGAAACUACACCAGGAAAAGCUACAAGCAGACAAUCGUCAGCAAGAGAAGUCGGUGCCGGACAGGUUGAACCUGGAGAAUGACAAGCAGUACCAGUCUCCAUCCCGAGCCCGAAAUCAAGAUGCCAAGGCCGUCUAUAGUCUGCACGACUACGUGUAAACAACAGUCAUCAACUCCAGGAGCAUUCAGGAUUUUCUUGCUUAUAAGCCUUUCUUAGUGAGUGGCAAAAAGAGGAGGGAAAAGCAGUGGAGCAGCAGGAGGAAUAAUUACUUUUAUGCCGUUAUCAACCCUUCUGAUCUGUGCGUUUGCUUACAGCAAGCGAGGCAUUGGAGCUAUUUCCCAAAGCCCCGGAACAAAGUAAGGAUUGUGAAUCCUCGGGGUUCAUGGUUUUCAUUGUGACUACAAGUACAGGGGGGGGGGGGGGGGUCAAAUGUUGAAGCAUCAUAAAAAUUCAACAAAAGCAA
This is a messenger RNA of Carassius carassius (crucian carp), 2338 nucleotides long. Its product is annotated as claudin-20. Gene Ontology annotation, biological process: cell adhesion; bicellular tight junction assembly. Gene Ontology annotation, molecular function: structural molecule activity. Gene Ontology annotation, cellular component: bicellular tight junction; plasma membrane. The record is from RefSeq and is a predicted model, not a curated record. Bases 957 to 2033 code for a protein of 358 amino acids. The transcript is spliced from 2 exons. NCBI's taxonomy places the organism in Eukaryota, Metazoa, Chordata, Actinopteri, Cypriniformes, Cyprinidae.